UGAAGUUUUCCAGCAGAACGGACCAAAACAAUCUACAGGGAAGGUUCUAGCCAAAGUCACACAUACAAACACACAAACGACCAACAAAAGGAUUACAAAAUGCGCACAAAACUGCUCUCAUUCUUGCUGGUGGGCUUAGUGGUCUUGUCUUCGGCACGUCCAGGUUAUCUGCAUGGCCAUCAUCAUCAUUUGGAUUAUCCUUACUAUGGCCAUCAUGAGCCAUUACAUGUGGCCAAAUAUGUGCAUGUUCCUGCAGCCAUAUCGCAUCAAAGUUCCACGGUUAUACACAGUGCCCCCAUUAUUAAGCCCGUGGUAGUGCCAAUUGUUAAACAUGUCUUGCCCGUGGUUAAGGCCUAUCACCCGGCUCCAAUUAUCAAGACCAUACAUCCAUUGCCCUUGCACUAUGAUCCCUUCCAUGCGCAUCACUAUGAUCAUCAUGACUUCCAUCAUUUCCAUUGAGAACCUGAUUCACCAUGGAUAUCUAUCGUACACGACUGCUAUAAAAAUGUUGGCUAUCUCUAUCACCACCAAGUUCUAUUGUCACGCAUUGUGGACAAAGGAUUUUUUGGAAAAAACGAAUCUUCAAACUUUUCUUCUACUCUUUGAUUUUUAUUUUCUUCGUUAAUGUCGCUUAG
Molecule: messenger RNA, 635 nt
Organism: Stomoxys calcitrans (stable fly)
Lineage: Eukaryota; Metazoa; Arthropoda; Insecta; Diptera; Muscidae
Exons: 2
Coding region: 100-459 (119 amino acids)
Source: RefSeq, a predicted model, not a curated record